Messenger RNA from Micropterus dolomieu (smallmouth bass), 1587 nucleotides. It is a transcript of the gene znf608, whose product is annotated as zinc finger protein 608. The record is from RefSeq and is a predicted model, not a curated record. The transcript is spliced from 5 exons. Gene Ontology annotation, biological process: regulation of transcription by RNA polymerase II. Bases 163 to 1587 code for a protein of 474 amino acids. Gene Ontology annotation, cellular component: nucleus. NCBI's taxonomy places the organism in Eukaryota, Metazoa, Chordata, Actinopteri, Centrarchiformes, Centrarchidae.
UGUGUUGUAGUUUGUGAUGGAGCAGGCCUGAUCCAGCAGCCUAUAACAGACCUGCAUGUGUCCACCUAUAGCUCGGUGCUCUCUGUCACACUGCGGUGGGCUGACAAUGACUUGAAUGCUGAUUAUUGUGAAGAUCGACAAAGGACACAAGGAAAGGAGGAGAUGAACCGUUUCCUGAGAGCUGGGGAGAAUAGGGGGCUGCUAACGGACUGCAGGGAGCUGUCACCCAACCACACCGCCUCCACCUCCUCCCCCUCCUCCUCUUCCUCCAGCGCCGCUGGCUCAGCCGACAGACACGCGGCCCUGCCCUCGCUCCAGACCCGGGGACCUGUCGGCGGUGGCGGCGGCGGCGGGUCGGAGCCGAGGAGAUCCGCGUCUAAACGCUGCCGAGCCGUCCGGGAGGGGAGAGAGGAACGUGAGGCGGCGGAUCACUCAGCGGCGGCCGUCGCGGUGCGUGGCGGCGGCGAGUUGUGCGUCGGGGUCGGUAAGCAGCAGCAGCAGCAGCAGCAGCGUCGGGAAGCUCAAGGACGCUGCGCCGGUGGAGAAGGUGUGGAGAUGAUUUCGGCGGUGAGCAGAGACGCGGACGGCGGCGGGAGCGGCAGCAACAUCAACAACGGCGUCUCCGAAGUGACCACGGCCUCUCCUGCGACUUGCGCCAAAGGCAGGGAGGAGAGGAAGGGGAAAAACGUGAUCCGGGGCUGGAAGAGGGAGAGGGACAGGGAGAGGGACGCCGCCGCUACUCCGGCUCCUCCAGCCCGGGCGAGGAAGGAGAAGCCCGGCGAUGGCUCGUCUCCUCCUCCCUCCGUCUUCCUCCCGUCUUCCGCCGCGCCCGAGCAUCAUCUGUGCCGCGACGGCCCCGGACACUGCCACUGCGCCGCGCCGGACUCCAGGAUCGUGGGAGAUAACGGCAACAACGUAAACAAUAACAAUAAUUGCGCGAGUAACGGCGGCGGCGCUGCCAAUAAAGCCGCGCUGGAUUGUGGAGUUAAAAGCGGCGGAGGGGCUAUUGUUGUCAGGCGGCAGCAUGACGACACGCCGGCGGCCAAGAAACACAGAGGAGCCGAGAAGGUGGACCCCAUGUUCACUGUGCCAGCUCCCCCUGCUCCAGGCCACCCCGGGGCCCUCGGACCCUCUCUGCCUUCAGCUCCCUCCUUCUCCCCUCCGGCCCUGCCCACCUCUAACCCCAAGAUGCUGGCAGUGAGGACGAGGUCAAUAGGCACCAACACCCAGGAUGGAGGCGUCUCAGGAGCACUGGAGGGCGACUCGGCCUGUCUGGGGCCCUGCCAGCCCGGCACCAGCGUCAACCUGGAGGGCAUCGUCUGGCACGAGACGGAGGAAGGUGUGCUGGUGGUGAAUGUGACGUGGAGGAAGAGAACCUACGUGGGAACUCUGUUAGACUGCACCAAACAUGACUGGGCUCCUCCAAGCUCUCCCCGUGUAACGGCCCGUCUCCUGCUAUUCUUUCUGUGCUCUGGAGACUGUGCUGGGAGACACAGCAAACCUUCUUGCGACGGCACGUAUGGAUGUGCCAUCCUGGAGAAGCUGGACUACCAGCACGUGAAUGGGCUGCAGGAGGUGAGGGGAUGA